Messenger RNA from Neodiprion fabricii, 848 nucleotides. RefSeq lists its product as uncharacterized. Bases 45 to 839 code for a protein of 264 amino acids. The record is from RefSeq and is a predicted model, not a curated record. Lineage: Eukaryota; Metazoa; Arthropoda; Insecta; Hymenoptera; Diprionidae. The transcript has 8 exons.
AGCACGAAAGAAUCGAUCUCGGCCGGGAAAACAGUUUUGGGGAAAUGGAGGACUUCGAAGAUAACAAUGAGGAGGAUCAGGCAUGCUGGAAUGUCACGCAGGACGAUUCCUACACCGUAUUGACCGGAAAAUACGAAUCAAUGAAUCCUGAUUGCCUAGAAGACGAGGACGACGAGCAGAAUGAUUUUUUAGAAAAAUAUCUGCUGUCGAUGAGUCCGAUAAUCGAGAAGAACACCGAGGUUCGAGGUGAAAAGGGAAAGAAGGGAACGUUGAGAACGAUGCCAAGAAGACUGCAUGACGUCAGCGUCAAGUGCAGCGAUUCGACCGAAGAGAUAGUCGGAACACCGUCGGAGGUUGCCUUGAGAUUGAGCGAUGCGAUCCAGCGUUAUUUACCGCGGAGAAAGUCAAAAAUCGAGAAAGAAGUGAGCAAGGAAGCAGCUGUUUGUCUGGACGAGGAAUUCGGAAAAGACGAAGAAUCAGCUGUAAAUAAUUGUCCCGAUGAGGAACCGCCUUGCCCUCCCGAACCUCCUGGCUGUCCGGGAACCUACGAUCGAAUUCGUAAAAUGAAUGUUCCAUGCGCCGCUGCGCCUACCAUACGCGAGAUCGCUCUUGGCAGAAAAGUGCGACGUCCACGGGGUGUCGUACCGACCGAGGAGAGCUUCGAACAGAGUUACAGUGCUCAGCCGAUUGACAAAGUUAAGCCAAGUAGUGAUAAGGAUGGUUGUUGCUGUGCCAAGAAGAAGAAACGGGAAGGGCACAAAUCACCACCGCCUCCUCCAAAAUCUUGCUGCACUACACGGCCGACAAGAUCUAACAAAAAUGUUACAUUUACACUAUGAUGUUGAAAU